Molecule: messenger RNA, 1367 nt
Organism: Nyctereutes procyonoides (raccoon dog)
Lineage: Eukaryota; Metazoa; Chordata; Mammalia; Carnivora; Canidae
Gene: FAM120B
Product: family with sequence similarity 120B
Cellular component (GO): nucleus
Source: RefSeq, a predicted model, not a curated record
GGAGGGGCCUGAGCGGAAUUGUAGAGAUCCUUUCCAGGAGUUCAGUUAUGGGCGUGAGAGGUUUGCAGGGGUUCGUGGGCAGCACCUGCCCACAUAUAUGUACAGUAGUGAACUUCAAAGAAUUGGCGGAGCACCACCGAAACCAGCACCCCGGCUGUACGCCGACCAUAGUGGUUGAUGCCAUGUGUUGUCUCAGAUACUGGUAUACUCCCGAAUCUUGGAUCUGCGGUGGCCAGUGGCGGGAAUAUUUUUCUUCUUUGCGGGAUUUUGUUAAGACUUUUACCACUGUUGGCAUCAAGUUGAUAUUCUUCUUUGAUGGCAUGGUGGAGCAGGAGAAGAGAGAUGAAUGGGUAAAACGAAGACUCAAGAACAAUAGGGAAAUUUCCAGGAUUUUCCAUUAUAUCAAAUCGCACAAGGAGCAACCGGGCAGAAACAUGUUCUUCAUCCCAUCGGGGCUGGCCAUCUUUACACGAUUUGCUUUGAAGGCCCUGGGUCAGGAAACUCUGUGUUCCUUACAGGAGGCCGACUAUGAGGUGGCAUCUUACGGCUUCCAGAAUAACUGUCUUGGGAUUCUUGGAGAAGACACUGACUACUUGAUUUAUGAUACUUGUCCCUACUUUUCAAUUGGUGAUCUCUGCCUGGAGAGUCUCAGUACUGUCAUGCUCUGUAGAAAGAAGCUCUGUGAGAGUCUGAAUAUCAACGUGGCAGACCUUCCUCUUCUGGCCUGCCUACUUGGCAAUGACAUAAUCCCAGAGGGCAUGUUUGAGAGCUUUCGGUACAAGUGCUUGUCUUCCUAUACCUCUGUAAAGGAGAAUUUUGACAAAAAAGGUAACAUCAUCUUAGCUGUUGCAGACCAUAUAUCUAAAGUUCUUCACUUGCAUCAAGGUGAGAAAAAGCUAGAAGACAUGUUACCUUUGGGACCAAACAAAGCUCUUUUUUAUAAGGGUGUGGCAUCCUAUCUUUUGCCAGGACAGAAAUCUCCGUGGUUUUUCCAAAAACCCAAGAGUUUAAUAUUUUUGGACGAGCAGGUGGUAUCGAUGAGUUCAGACCCUGAAUCUAAGCAAGGAGUUCCAAUGUGUAUAGACUAUGGAUCCAAGCAAGGACUUCCCAUGUGUACAGAUCCUGAAUCCAACCAGGGAUUUCCCAUGUGUACACCUCCUAAAUCCAAUCAAGGAAUUCCUAUGUGUACCCCUCCUGAAUCCAAGCAAGGAGUUCCCAUGUGCACAGACCCUGAAUCCAAGCAAGGUCCCAUGUGCACACUGAUCCAGCAGAGUCCCAUGUGUACACCUCCUGAAUCCAGGCAAGGAGUUCCUAUGUGCACAGACCCUGAAUCCAGGCAAGGAGUUCCCUGUGUGCACAGACCCUGA